Molecule: messenger RNA, 307 nt
Organism: Paramecium primaurelia
Lineage: Eukaryota; Ciliophora; Oligohymenophorea; Peniculida; Parameciidae
Source: the annotation of a GenBank genome assembly
UAAAAUUAAAAAAAAAAUAUCGUAAGAAUGCCAAACCAUUUAUUCAGAACUCAUCCAAGAACCUACGGAAAAGAUUCAAGAGGUUAUCUAUAAAUAAUAUAAAUAAAGAAUGCAGAGUUUGUGCUGCUAGACAAGGUUUGAUCAGAAAAUAUGGUAUGAAUGUUUGCAGAAGAUGUUUCAGAGAAAACUAUGAAUUGAUUGGCUUCCACAAAGUAUUUAUUCAUUAAGAAUUAUUAAGUAUAACUGAUGGAAUCGUAGUGAGAUAUAUGUACAUUAUAAAUAUUUAAUUUUACAUUCUCCUCAAUAA